AUGAACAUUGAGAAGGCACUAUGUGUUCUCGGAGCCAGCAUAAACCUCAUGUCUUUGGCCAUGAUGAAAAGAAUGAGAAUAGAAGAGGCCAAGCCAAUAAGAAUGGCACUUCAAUUGGCUAACAGAACCUUUGAAUUUUCCCAUGGUGUAGUGGAAGAUCUAUUGGUGAAAGUGGGGGAGUUCAUCUUUCCAGCUGUUUUUGUUGUGCUUGAUUUGGAGGAAGAAGCCAACACAUCAAUUAUCCUAGGAAGGCCAUUCCUAGCUACUGCUGGGGCCAUAAUUGAUGUUCAAAAAGGGGAGUUAGUCUUAAGGUUACACAAAGAGAAGAUGGUCUUCAAUGUCUUCAAGGCAAUGAGCUACCCCAAGGAAUCCAUUGUUGAAUGCAUGAUGGUGGACACAAUUGAGACCCUAGUUCAAGGAGUCCUAGAGGAAGAACAAUGA
Molecule: messenger RNA, 441 nt
Organism: Arachis duranensis
Lineage: Eukaryota; Viridiplantae; Streptophyta; Magnoliopsida; Fabales; Fabaceae
Exons: 1
Coding region: 1-441 (146 amino acids)
Source: RefSeq, a predicted model, not a curated record